This is a messenger RNA of Argiope bruennichi, 796 nucleotides long. RefSeq names its product 60S ribosomal protein L23a-like (gene RpL23A). Gene Ontology annotation, biological process: translation; ribosomal large subunit assembly. Gene Ontology annotation, cellular component: ribosome; cytosolic large ribosomal subunit. Gene Ontology annotation, molecular function: rRNA binding; structural constituent of ribosome. NCBI's taxonomy places the organism in Eukaryota, Metazoa, Arthropoda, Arachnida, Araneae, Araneidae. The record is from RefSeq and is a predicted model, not a curated record. Bases 124 to 744 code for a protein of 206 amino acids. The transcript is spliced from 5 exons.
AUAAUUUGUUUUAAUUAUCAGAAGGAGCUUGACAACACAACUCUUUCUCCGUGACCGACUGUGGAUUUGGAAAUUGAAAACGUGUUUUUGUCAGGAGCGGUGUAGGAACUAUAUUUAUUAAAAAUGGGUCCCAAAUCAAAGAAAGGCGCAUCUGAGAAGCCGAAAGCAGCAGCAGCUGCUGCUGCAAAGCCAGCAAAAACAGAAAAACCAAAAGAAACGAAAAAAGAAAAUGUGCCUCCUCCCGCUAAAGCUGCAGCAACACCAGCAGGCAAAGCUGAAAAGGUGGCACCUAAAGGUAAAGGUAAAUUGAGCACUGCCCAAGCUAAAGCAAAAGCUCUAGCAGCUAAGAAGAAGGUAGUAAAAGGGGCCCAUGGAACCAGAGUAAGGAAAAUUAGAACUACUGUUCAGUUUAGACGCCCAAGAACUCUUACAUUGAUGAGAAAUCCUAAAUAUCCUAGGAAAAGCUGUCCCAGGAGACCUCGAUUUGAUCAAUGGUCUACCAUCAAGCAUCCUCUUACUACUGAAUCUGCUAUGAAGAAAAUUGAAGACAAUAAUACAUUGGUAUUCAUUGUCCACAAGAGAGCAAACAAGCCUCAAAUUAGAAAUGCUGUUAAGAAGUUGUAUAACAUCGAUGUUCAAAAAGUGAAUACUCUUAUCAGACCUGAUGGGCAAAAGAAGGCAUACGUGAAACUAGCUCCAGAUUAUGAUGCAUUGGAUGUUGCCAACAAAAUUGGAAUUAUAUAAAUGCAUCAGUUUGUAUCAAAUUCUUAAAUAAAAUAAAAAAAAUCCCAAGAAA